GGGAGUUCAUCCAUCCGAAGGUGCUCGUCGGCUAUUCGUACAGCUUCGUACACACUUCGGUAUGUUCCGCCCACACCUCGGAUCCUGCCGAUAGUGAAUUAGGGCUGUAUUUCGUCCCCCUCGUUCUCUGUGUUGUUGUCCUCGGUGACGCGACGGAGGUGUAGCCUGACGCGGUCUCUUACGUGUCGGACUAAAUAAAAGUGGAGCUCCGGAGGCCUGGGAGUGACGAGGCGAGUCUGUGUCGGGCUACCUAAAUGACUAUGGAAGCAGGAGCAGAUGUCCAGCAGGGUGGCGACACUGCAGUCUCAGAGACAGACACCCAGCAGAUUGCUACCUUGGCACAGGUUUCCAUGGCAGCCGGACAAGCAUCAAUUACAACACCCACAGUGACCUUAGUACAGCUACCCAAUGGCCAAACAGUGCAAGUUCAUGGGGUCAUCCAAGCAGCACAGCCUUCUGUAAUACAAUCCCCACAGGUGCAAACUGUUCACAUUUCUACCAUUGCUGAGAGCGAUGAUUCCCAGGAGUCAGUGGACAGCGUGACAGAUUGCCAGAAAAGGAGAGAGAUCCUGUCUAGACGGCCAUCAUACAGAAAGAUCCUGAAUGACCUGUCAUCAGAUGCUCCAGCAGUACCACGGAUAGAAGAGGAAAAAUCAGAGGAGGAUUCCACCCCAGCCAUAACAACCGUUACCAUGCCAACGCCCAUCUAUCAGACAAGUAGUGGGCAGUACAUUGCAAUAACCCAGGGUGGGGCGAUCCAGUUAGCCAAUAAUGGAACAGAUGGAGUUCAGGGGUUGCAAACCCUCACCAUGACCAACGCUGCAAAUGCUCAGCCCGGCACAACUAUCCUGCAGUACGCACAGACGAGUGAUGGCCAGCAGAUACUGGUGCCCAGCAAUCAAGUAGUAGUGCAAGCGGCCUCCGGAGACGUUCAAGCAUAUCAGAUCCGCACUACUGCCGCCAGCACCAUUGCCCCAGGAGUGGUCAUGGCCUCCUCUCCUGCAUUGCCAAGUCAUGGAGGUACCGAGGAGGUCACACGUAAGAGAGAGGUUCGACUUAUGAAGAACAGGGAGGCAGCGCGGGAAUGCCGCAGGAAAAAGAAAGAGUAUGUGAAAUGUCUGGAAAACAGAGUGGCUGUUUUGGAGAAUCAGAACAAAACACUCAUCGAGGAGCUUAAAGCGCUAAAGGACCUUUACUGUCACAAAUCUGAAUAAUAACACACGUGCUGAACAGAUUUCUUCAGGUGCCUCAAGAGACAAAGACUCUGAACACACCACAAGCACCUGCACAGGAUCUCCAUCUCUUUUCAUUUCUAUUUGUCCCCUUUUUUUAAAUAGUAUCUUCUGUAAAAAAUCAGUCAUGACAAAGACAGUAUAAGUGUAAACUUUUUUAUUUUCCCCAUUUCUCUUCAUAAGAAAGAGAGUUGUUUUUUCAAAAGGAAAUUGCAGGGUACAGUUUGGGUUAUCAACAAGUUGCCCUACUUUAAGGAGCUUUCUGAAUCCAAAAGAGCACCUUUCCGCUUUAGUCAUGAUGGGAAACGAAUGAUGUUUGUGUGGGUUUAUCUCGGAGACAGCUCAGUGUGCUGCUUCUGAGACCAGCUCCUGUCAUUCAGAGGUGUGGAUUUGAAAGACUUUCCCUACACCGCACCAGUCCAUGGCGCUGCCUGCAAGCAUGAUUAAAGAGGGAUGGUGAUUUUUUUUUACUUUUGAAGCAUGGGUCUUUAAUGAUUGAGAUUAAAUCAACUGUGCGCUCUCUUGUUGCUUUAGUGCUUCUGUUACUAAUACAUAUAAUCUUUUUUUUUAUGAAGACAUAAUAUAGAUAAUUUGUAUAUAUCAAUCUAUGUCAGAACAGAGGCAUAUAUAUAUAUAUAUAUAUAUAUAUAUAAAUAUGUGUGUGUGUGUGUAUAUACCUGUGUUAUGACAUUGAUUCAUGUACAAAGCUCCAUUGUCUGUUUUCUAAAGCAGUGUUUUUGUUACAAAUUCAAGUGCUGUAUGGAGAAACUCGGCUUUGUUAAAAAAACAUGUGGAUUCUUGAAAACAUGAAAUGAGAGUGUUUGAGAAGGUGCAAAGUAAAUGUAUGUUAUUUCCUAGGCCAUACUAAGAAAAUCUUUUUAAAUUUGUCUGCUUAUAUUGUAAUAUAUAUUGAAUUUCCUAAUCUAUACCAGACUUCACAGGUUGUUCUUUUGCCAUCUACACUGAUCAGAGGCUAGUUGUGUGUUGAGUCCCUGAUAUUUUAAAAAGGCAUUUUGAUAUACAAGAAUUGAUCUCUCAUCAGUGUGUAGAGCUUUUGUGUUGCACAUUGCUAUUGUGGAAAUGCUGUUGUUAUUUUCUUUUGUCUUUUGCCAUAACAUUUCACCCUCCAAGUUUUUGUUAACCUGAAUUAUUUUGAUUAUAUUGUAUUUUUUUAAGAUAUGUUGCUUAUGUGUAACCUAACUCAAACUUUCUGGAACAGUCUUUCAUCAGCAAUUAUAUAUUUGGCAGAUGUUUGUAGUCUCA
Triplophysa dalaica is the source of this 2495-nucleotide messenger RNA. RefSeq names its product cAMP responsive element binding protein 1a (gene creb1a). Gene Ontology annotation, cellular component: ATF4-CREB1 transcription factor complex; nucleus. Gene Ontology annotation, biological process: regulation of transcription by RNA polymerase II. Bases 255 to 1214 code for a protein of 319 amino acids. The record is from RefSeq and is a predicted model, not a curated record. Lineage: Eukaryota; Metazoa; Chordata; Actinopteri; Cypriniformes; Nemacheilidae. The transcript is spliced from 8 exons. Gene Ontology annotation, molecular function: protein binding; cAMP response element binding; DNA-binding transcription factor activity, RNA polymerase II-specific.